AUGAAACGACAAGAACGACCUACCGACAUCUAUCCAUCCAAUCUCCCCACCCAUCCAUCACUGCCUCUGUGCAUGCAUCCUUCCAUCCAUUCAUACCCGCCUCUGUGCUUGCAGCUAUCUGUUUGUCCCUGCCUCUGUGCCUGCAACUGUCCAUCCAUCCUCACCUCUGUGCCUGCGUCUGUCCAUCCAUCCUCACCUCUGUGCCUGCAUCUGUCCAUCCAUCCUCACCUCUGUGCCUGCAUCUGUCUCCAUCCUCACCUCUGUGCCUGCAUCUGUCCAUCCAUCCCUGCCUCUGUGUAUGCAUCUGUACAUCCAUCCCUGCCUCUGUGCCUCCAUUGUUCCAGCCAUCCCUGACCCUGUGCCUGUAUCUGUGCAUCUGUCCCUGACUCUGUGCAUGCAUCUGUCCAUCCAUCCAUCCCUGACACUGUGCAUGCAUCUGUCCAUCCAUCCAUCCCUGCCUCUGUGCAUGCAUCUGUCAGUCUAUCCAUCCUCCAUCCCUUCUUUUGUAUCAGCUCAUCCGUGUUGAGCGCUCACAACUCCCUCAUCCUAAGACGCUCAUGGGACCUAUUCCCUCCCCCGACUCCACGCCGCUCUCUGCCCUCCCUUCCCAGUCAAGUUCUCCAGCCACAGGUCUCAACUCAAUCCUCACUUCCUCCGCUCUCACACCUAAGCCCACUGCUGCCUAAAUUCUUUCCCAACCCACUGGGCCUACAGGCACUAAAAAGGUCACCUUGCCCCUGGAGGAACAAACACAGGCCCAUGUAG
This is a messenger RNA of Pongo pygmaeus (Bornean orangutan), 765 nucleotides long. RefSeq names its product guanine nucleotide exchange factor subunit RIC1. Lineage: Eukaryota; Metazoa; Chordata; Mammalia; Primates; Hominidae. The record is from RefSeq and is a predicted model, not a curated record.